GUUCCUUGCUCGAAGAGGAUUGGCGUUUAGGGAAGCAAAGAACAUUGGCAUCAUAAAUUUAGAUUCUCUUCUGCCUCUGUCCCUUUGUCAUUUGCUUGGACUCUCUCAGAAAUCGGACAACCUCUUUGGGUUCUGGCGGUGUCCAAUGUUCCAUGAGGCUGUCAAGACAGUCCAAAUGCAGGAACUUGAGCGCUUGGAAUUAUGGAAAACGGACACUCCGACAAGACUUGAGCUUCCAACAAAUGCCGAUUUAAUCCAAAGCGUAUGUCUCUCUUCGGACCAAUGGAAAACGAGAAGCACAAGGAGGAGGAGUCCGUCCAUAAGCUAUAUAUUUCACAUCAUAGACAAGUGUAGUAUGAUAUUUCUAUCUUAAUGACUAGGUAUUAGUAAUCAGUACUGCCGAUUUUGGAGCUCCAUCAAGUAAACAGAUCAUCAGCAUAUCUUUCUCGGCCAUUUGAUUGAGAUCAAUAGGCUAUAGAUCGGUGGGAUGGGCAAUCAAGGUGGCCUUUUCAGGUUCGCCGACAGUGUAGAUAAACUUUUCGUGGUGCUGGGGACGUUGGGAAGUGUUGGGGAUGGGCUGAUGUCCCCGUUGACGAUGCUUGUCCUGAGCUUGGCUAUUAACGACUAUGGUGCGGAGGAUGCGUCUUUCUCCAAUGAAGUCGUUGACAAGCAUGCGCUUCGGCUGUUCAUUGUCGCUAUUUUUGUCGGAGCAUCUGCUUUCACUGAAGGAAUCUGUUGGACCAGGACUGCAGAAAGACAGUCUUCCCGAAUCCGAAUGGAAUACCUAAAGUCAGUUCUAAGACAGGAAGUUGGGUUUCUUGAUAGCCAAGAUGCUUCCUCCAGCACUUUCCGUGUGGUUUCCGCAAUAUCUUCCGAUGCCCAUUCUAUUCAGGACGUUAUUGCUGAGAAGAUACCAAACUCCAUUGCUCACGUCUCGUCAUUCAUCUUCAGCCUUGUAGUUGCAUUCAUGCUCUCCUGGAGGCUUGCCCUUUCUGCUUUACCCUUCUCUCUAAUGUUUGUCAUUCCAGUGGUCGGGCUGGGGAAGCUGAUGAUGACUCUAGGGGCAAAAUCAAAAGAAGCAUACGAGGUUGCUGGUGGAGCUGCAGAACAGGCAGUUUCAUCCAUCCGAACUGUCUACUCAUAUGUUGCGGAACGGCAAACUGUGGCUAGAUUUAGCAACGCCCUUCAGAGGACUAUGGAGCUUGGGAUUCAUCAAGGCUUCAUAAAAGGAUUGCUAAUCGGGAGUAUGGGAAUGGUUUUUGCUGCUUGGGCGUUCCAGGCUUGGGUUGGUAGCAUGCUCGUCUCCGAGAAAGGUGAAAAGGGAGGAACCGUUUUUGUCGCCGGAAUUUGCAUUAUCAUGGGAGGAUUGUCUAUCAUGACUGCACUGCCGAAUCUCUCUUCCAUCUCAGAGGGAGUUACUGCUUCCAGCCGAAUCUGCGAGAUGAUCGAUCGUGUUCCAGGUAUAGACUCGGAAGACCCAAAGGGAAAGACACUCGCAUAUGUGAGGGGGGAUAUCGAGUUUAAAGGAGUUGAAUUCAGUUACCCAUCAAGGCCCAAUAACCGUGUCUUAAGAGGGCUUAAUCUCAGUGUCCGAGCAGGCACAACAGUCGGUUUAGUUGGAGGCAGUGGUUCGGGCAAGUCCACGGUUAUCUCCUUGCUGGAACGAUUUUAUGACCCAGUUACGGGUGACAUUUUUCUUGAUGGGCACAAGUUAAAGAAACUGAAGCUGAAGUGGUUAAGGUCCCAGAUGGGUCUAGUAAGCCAGGAAACGAUUCUCUUCGCCACUUCCAUCAAGGAGAAUAUUCUGUUCGGCAAAGAAGGAGCUCCGAUGGAGCUUGUGGUUAAUGCUGCUAAGGCUGCGAAUGCACAUGAUUUCAUCAUGAAGCUACCAGAUGGAUACAAUACUCAGGUGGGGCAGUUUGGAGUGCAACUGUCUGGAGGGCAAAAGCAGAGGAUCGCGAUUGCAAGAGCUCUUAUCAGAGACCCCAGGAUUCUCCUGCUCGAUGAAGCCACAAGUGCUUUAGAUGCACAGUCGGAGAGGAUAGUGCAGGAGGCACUGGACCAAGCUUCCGUUGGAAGGACAGCUAUUGUAGUUGCUCACCGCCUUUCCACAAUCCGGAAGGCUAACUUAAUAGCAGUCCUCCAAUCUGGAAAGGUCGUCGAGUCCGGGUCCCAUGAUGAGCUGAUUAAAAUGGAUAAUGGUGUAUACGGCAAGAUGGUGGAGCUUCAACAGGCAGGUAUUGAAAAUGAAGCAUCUAAGGAUCCCAUUUAUCCGACCGGAAACACGGAUCAUAUUCACCAGAGAGGAAUGAGUGCACAGAGUCCCUAUUCACUGACUACUGUUCGAUACAGCUCCCAAGGCAGCCCGGCCUACUUAUAUAGCCCUGUGUUCUCCAUAAGCUUGACGCCCUCAAAUCAGUUCGAUGACUACAGCAGAGAAGACUCUGGGAAGGAUCAUCACCUGAAAUCAUCACAAUGGCGUUUGCUGCUAAUGACUGCGCCAGAGUGGAAGCGAGCAGUUCUAGGAUGCUUAGGCGCUGUCGGGUUUGGGGCAGUCCAACCUGUUCAUGCUUACUGCCUCGGGACGGUCGUAUCUAUAUACUUCCUCAAAGACGGUUCAGCUAUAAAAUCCGAAAUCAAGACUUACAUUUUCAUUUUCUUAGGACUGACGGUGGUCAGCUUCAUCACAAAUCUCUUGCAACACUACAAUUUCGCAAUCAUGGGUGAAAGUCUAAGAAGGCGGGUCCAGGAGCAGAUGUUGGAGAAGAUCCUUACUUUCGAGGUGGGCUGGUUCGACCGGGAUGAGAACAAGAGUGCUGCAAUCUGUGCAAGGCUCGCGAGUGAAGCCAGUGCCGUCCGAUCUAUCAUUGCCGAUCGAAUGUCGUUGCUGAUUCAGGUGUUCUGCAGCGCCACGCUCGCAUUCGUGUUUGGUUUAAUAGUCACAUGGAGAGUAGCCAUUGUGAUGAUUGCUAUGCAGCCUUUUCUCAUUCGGAGCUUCUACUCCCGGAGUGUACUGAUGAAGAAAAUGUCCGAACGAGCUCUUAAGGCACAGACCGAAGGAUGCCAGCUCGCCAGCGAGGCCACGAUCCAUCACAGGACGAUCACGGCCUUCUCCUCUCAGACCCGAAUGUUGGGUUUGUUCCAGGAGACUUUAAGAGGUCCAAGGAGGGAGAACAUCAAGCAAUCCUGGUUCUCAGGUAUUGGGUUGCUCGGUUCCCAGUUUCUGACGACUGCAUCCAUUGCUCUUACUUACUGGUACGGUGGGAGGCUGAUGAACCAGGGACUCGUUGCCCCGAAGCACCUCUUUCAAGCUUUCUUCAUACUCAUGAGCACCGGCAAGAACAUUGCUGAUGCAGGAAGCAUGAUGAGUUCUGAUAUCGCGAAAGGUAGCAAUGCUGUCAAGUCAGUCUUCGCUAUCUUGGACCGGGCAACCGAGAUCGAGCCUGAAGAUCCAGAAGCGGUUGUGGUUCAAGAGACCAUCGAAGGACGCAUCGAACUGAAGAAUAUAUUGUUCUCUUAUCCAGCGAGACCGGACCAGUAUAUCCUGAAUGGUCUGAGCCUCAAAAUUGAAGCGGGAAAGAGAGUGGCCCUUGUGGGGCAGAGCGGUUCAGGCAAGUCUACGAUCAUCGCGCUGAUUGAAAGAUUCUACGACCCUAUAAAAGGACAGGUGCUGGUAGAUGGGCAGGACAUCAAGAGCUAUAAGUUGAGAACAUUGAGGUCUCAUAUUGCACUCGUGAGCCAAGAGCCCACUCUUUUCGCAGGAACCAUUCGCGAGAACAUUGCAUAUGGAAAGGAGGAUGCAACUGAAGCUGAACUAAGGAAGGCAGCUAAACUCGCAAAUGCGCACAAAUUUAUAAGUUCUAUGAAAGACGGGUAUGAUACUUAUUGUGGGGAGAGAGGAGUGCAAUUAUCGGGUGGGCAGAAACAGAGAAUAGCAAUUGCUCAGGCGAUACUGAAGAACCCGGCAAUCCUUCUGCUGGAUGAAGCCACAAGCGCGCUGGACAGUGUGUCAGAGAAUCUGGUUCAGGAGGCGUUUGAGAAGGUCAUGGUGGGGAGGACGUGCGUCAUUGUGGCUCAUCGACUCUCCACCAUACAAAGCUCCGACACGAUAGCUGUGAUAAAGAAUGGGAAGGUUGUCGAACAAGGGUCACACAGGGAAUUGAUCUCGAUCGGGAACCGGGGCUCUUACUACUCGCUGAUCAAGCUACAGGGCAGUCAAUCUCCCUGAGAGCAGGAGACAGUUGAUAUGUGAGCUUCGGUUAAGCAGAUGCUGUAAAUUUUAAUUAGUCCUUAUAAUACAUGGGAAGUAGUUCUCUCUGUCAUGGAUUAUAUAAGAAAAUAUGGUUUUGAAUAAGUUAGGAAUUAGCAGAGAUUGACGAACGCCUUUUCCUUUGUUCCAAAUAUGUUCUGGACAACAGAUUUUUGUUGUAGACAACAAAAAACAAUGCGAGAGAACCUCACCAAAUGUGCAAAAACUGAGCUACAGAUCGUGGAAUAUGGAAGUUUAUAUUCCGUUAGAAAUCUCCUAUAUCAGUAGGUACUAGGAACUGGUAGAAAAGUGAAGUUUUGGUCUGGUCUUUGGGUCGAUGACGAGCCUUUGAGAGCUCUGAUCAGUGGACCUCUUGUUGAAAGAGACAGUUCCCUUUUUCCAAGUGAUGUUCUUAAUAAUGAUAUGGUUCUCGUAAUUUGCAUAACAU
Punica granatum (pomegranate) is the source of this 4697-nucleotide messenger RNA. Lineage: Eukaryota; Viridiplantae; Streptophyta; Magnoliopsida; Myrtales; Lythraceae. The record is from RefSeq and is a predicted model, not a curated record.